Messenger RNA from Adineta ricciae, 2388 nucleotides. The record is from the annotation of a GenBank genome assembly. Lineage: Eukaryota; Metazoa; Rotifera; Eurotatoria; Adinetida; Adinetidae.
AUGAUACGAUUUCACGAUCAGGAGAAACGACAAGAAAUGAUAGAAAAUAGUUUCGAUCAACUUGUUAUCGCACUGGAUGCACCACGUAUAUCUACUGACGUCAUUGAACGAUUAAUGUUUAUUCUUGCUCAGAAAACAAACGAGUCGUUAUUAUCUUUUAUCGAUCAAUCAUAUCAAUCGGUCUUAUUUCUGGAACGAUGCAUGUGGAAGUUACUUAGCGAAGAAAAGCAGCGUCAAUGGUUGAAAAACUCUUCUGUUGUGAAAUUAUUUUAUUCGAUUACAUCCCUGAAUAAAACUCUUAUAUUCAACUUAGAUUCUAUCGAUACUGAUAGCAAAGCGGAACUUCUUUUUCCAGCUAGCAACGAUCAAGUCGAUUCCAUAUUCAAACAAAUCAAUGACACAACCAAUGAUAAUGAUGCAUUCGUUGCUAUUGCCGCACUUUGGUUCGAUAAUCUAGCAUACUUCACUGUUGAAAAUACAUUUCUCAAUGCCUUGCCAAUAGUCAGACAUCUUAGUCAAUAUAUUGUGCAAAACUAUAUAAUGAGCGAGCAGUAUCAAGCGUACUUGGAUCAACUCUCACAAGCGAACUUGAUAGAAUCGAUAUUUACGACGAAAAUGUUAUUUCACAUCAGAACGUGCUCAUUCUAUGCAUACUCUUGCGUAUGUCUUGGAACUGAUGCAUUUCCAUGUACUGCUACGGAAAUUAUUCGAUUGAUUGGACCCAAAUAUCAACAAAUCGUUCAUAUUCAUAGUAAAAAUGUAGCACUGUGGAGUAAAGAAUUACUAUCAUGUAUAACACAUUUGAUUUCUUUCAUGUCUGGACUUCUCUGGUGGGAUGCAACGACAGGCGGACAGUCGAACGCAAUAUUUUCAACAGAGAAAAUUGUGUGUGAUCAUGUGGAAGAUCUUGUUUGCAUAGUUAAUCAUGAACCACUACAUAAAUUGCUUAAAUCUGACAGAUCGAAUGACGAAACAAGCCUGAUAGAUGGUGUUAUAGACAUAUUGAUGGCUAUUGUAAAGGCACAAAAUGUCAAUUGGUUUUUCCGUGCAAAUACACAUAUACAAAAUACCCUUUUGGCAUUAGCUGAAGUGUCACCGUUCGAUCAAAUCUGUCUCUGCGCUUAUGGCAUAUUGGGAAAGACUCUUACGGAAGAACAAAUGAAAGGUUUAAAAGUAUGCCAUACUAUUAGCGGGUUUUUCUUCAAUAUGCUUGAACAGGCCUGGAAUCAUCCAUCGAAACAAUACAAACGAAUCCCAGUUGAUCACUUAUUAGAAGGUACGAACAUAGUUUCACAAAAAUUUCCCUACUGUAAUGUUGCUCGAGGUUUCUUGAACAUAUGCAAACAUGAUUUUAUCCAGCAAAGAACUGCUGAUAUGAAUAAGAUAGGGUUACUUACGGACAUUACGAAUGAAUAUCCGAUUGCUUUCGACAUCAUCUGGGCACUUUCCUUCAACCAUCAAAUCCAACAGCAACUUCGCGAAAAUACACCAUUCAUUCACAAACUCACUCGUUUAUCGAAUCAAGCCACCGACGAACAAAUCAGAAAGGCAGUUGAUGGCAUACUCUGGAACUUACAGAUCCAUCAACAGUCUCAUCCAUCACCUAAUAUCUCAUCUCAAAACACUUUCGACAUCAUGAUCAGCUACUCUCAUAAAGACAAGUCUCUCUGCAAACAGAUCUACGACGAACUCACUCGACGAAACUAUCGAGUAUGGAUCGAUUUCGAUCAAAUGCACGGAAACGUGAUGGAUGCCAUGGCAGAAGCCAUCGAUCGAUCACGAACUAUCAUCAUUUGUAUGAGUGAAGAGUAUCGAAAGAGUAACUUCUGUCGAGCAGAAGCACACUAUGCAUUCCAGCAACAGCGUCACAUAGUUCCUGUUCUGAUGCAGAAGCACUACAAGCCAGACGGGUGGCUAUUGUUUCUGAUAGGUCAGUUGUUGUAUGUUGAUUUCACAAAACAUGAGUUUGCUCGAGCUACAGAAAUGCUCAUGAAAGAAUUAAAUGAUGCGGGAUGCGUUGAAGUCACUGUGGUACCCAAUUGUUCGAUAUCCAGCGGAUGCUCUUCAUCUUUGCUGGUUUUGUCGACAGAACCAGCUGCUCCAGAAAAUAUUCUGGAAUGGACAUCCGUAUAUGUGCAUAACUGGUUGAUCGAUCACAAACUUAUGCAGAUGUCUCGCCUGCUUGUCGACCACGAUGGGCGGAGUUUACUCUAUUUCAAUGGCUAUAUCAAAAAUGGCGCAACGAAACAAACGUUGAGAUCUUUACAGGAAGAAUGUGUUCGUCAAAUAGGUGAAUCUUUAUCACUAUUAGAACUAGCUCGUUUGCAAUCGCUAAUUGAUCGAGAGAAACAGUUUGCCCGCUUGUCAAAAUGUGCUAAACAUAACUGA